AUGGACUCGGAUUCAGACCCACCCCUUCACGAGGCAUACGAGAUGCUCCUGAGCAAGACCCGAAACAGCAACGAACAGAGUGGUUUUGAUGAUGAUCAGCUGUUGGCGGUGGAGAAGACAGAGUUGCCAGUGAUCAGUGUGAAUCAUUUAGCAGAGAGUGAUGAAGGGAGGAGGGAGGAGUGCAAGUCUGAGAUAGCGAAGGCUUCUCAAGAAUUGGGUUUCUUUCAGAUCAUUAAUCAUGGAAUUUCCAAUGAUGUUUUCAGUUGUUUGAGGGUCGAACGGGAGAAGAUAUUUAAGCAACCUUUUGAGAAGAAGAGCAAAGAGAACAAGUUCUUCAACUUUUCCGCCGAUCGCUACCGUUGGGGAGCCCCCACUGCAACAUGCAUUAGGCAGUUAUCUUGGUCUGAAGCAUUCCAUAUUCCUCUAACUGAUAUUCUGGGUUUCAGCGAAUCCAACACUUUCAGCUCAACAAUUAAAGAAUUUGCUACUCAAGUUUCUAUUCUGGCGAAAACGUUAGCUGAUAUCCUGGCCGAGAAAAUGGGUCAGAAGUGUAGUUUCUUUCAGGAGAAUUGUUUGCCCAGCUCUUGUUAUAUUCGAUUGAAUCGAUAUCCUCCAUGCCCCUUGCCUUCUGAGGUUCACGGACUAAUGCCACAUACAGAUUCGGCUUUCCUCACCAUCUUACAUCAAGAUCACGUCGGAGGUUUGCAAAUCUUGAAAGAUUGGAAAUGGAUUGCAGUCAAACCAAACCCUGAUGCCCUUGUAAUCAUCAUCGGCGACUUGUUCCAGGCAUGGAGCAAUGGAGUUUACAAGAGUCUUGAACACCGAGUUGUGACGAACCUAAAAUUAGAGAGGUUCUCUAUGGCAUAUUUCUUUUGCCCCUCUGAUGAUACAGUGAUAGAAAGCUGCACAGAGAAUUCGGAGUACAGGAACUUUAGCUUUGGGGAAUAUAGACAAGAAGUUCGAGAUGAUGUUCAGAAGUUGGGCUACAAAAUUGGCCUAUCGAAGUUUCUCAAUUAUGUCUAUGGAAAGCCAUAUAUGACCUUAUACAGACAAAUGUUAUAUUCAUAUGAAGGAAUGUUGUAA
This is a messenger RNA of Vigna umbellata (rice bean), 1083 nucleotides long. Its product is annotated as gibberellin 2-beta-dioxygenase 8-like. The record is from RefSeq and is a predicted model, not a curated record. Lineage: Eukaryota; Viridiplantae; Streptophyta; Magnoliopsida; Fabales; Fabaceae.